Messenger RNA from Eleginops maclovinus (Patagonian blennie), 2239 nucleotides. RefSeq names its product neutrophil cytosolic factor 1 (gene ncf1). Gene Ontology annotation, molecular function: protein binding; phosphatidylinositol binding; superoxide-generating NADPH oxidase activator activity. The transcript is spliced from 11 exons. The record is from RefSeq and is a predicted model, not a curated record. Gene Ontology annotation, cellular component: cytoplasm; NADPH oxidase complex. NCBI's taxonomy places the organism in Eukaryota, Metazoa, Chordata, Actinopteri, Perciformes, Eleginopidae. Gene Ontology annotation, biological process: superoxide anion generation; respiratory burst. Bases 15 to 1250 code for a protein of 411 amino acids.
CAGCAAUUCUCAUCAUGGAGGCGACCUACGUCAGGCAUGUGGAGCUGUUUGGCUUUGAGAAACGUUCAUUCCCGAGUCAGUACUACGUGUACAUGCUGAUGGUGAAAUGGAGCGACCUCUCUGAGAAGCUGAUCUACAGAACCUAUCCUGAGAUAUACACCUUCCACAAGUCCCUGAAAGAGAUGUUCCCCAUCGAGUCUGGUGAAAUAGAAAAGAAGGACAGAAUCAUUCCGUCAUUACCAGCUCCACGCUGGCUGAUCAGUGAGAAGUCACCGGAGACCAGGCAGAGCACGCUGUCGGAGUACUGCCACUCGCUCAUCAACCUGCCGCCCCACAUUUCCCGCUGCAAACAGCUCACCGACUUCUUCAAGGUCCGACCCGAGGAUGAGAACCCGCCUGCCCUGAACACAGUGAAAAGAAACGAAACCGUUGUGGUGUCCAGGGAGUCGGCCAGAGACAACGUUUCUGAGAUUUCUGGCCCCAUCAUAUUGGAGACCUACAGAGUGAUCGCUGACUUUGAGAAGACGUCUAAACACGAGAUUAAUCUGCACACUGGAGACCUGGUGGAAAUUGUGGAGAAAAAUCCAAACGGGUGGUGGUUCUGCCAGUGUGAGUCUAGUCGAGGCUGGAUCCCUGCGUCCUACCUGGAGCCACUGGAUGGACCGGAUGAAGCCGAGGAGGCUGAUCCAGACUACGAAGGAGAGCUGCACGUCACCAUCAGAUCCUACAAGGCCGAGGCGGAGGACGAGAUCUCUCUGGAGAGCGGGGAAACCGUAGCCGUCAUUCACAAACUGCUGGAUGGCUGGUGGGUCGUCAGGAAAGGAGAGGAGACUGGUCAUUUCCCUUCCAUUUUCCUGCACAAAGCCGGAAAGAGAGAGAUAUAUGAAGCAGCGCAAACAAACCUGCAGGGAAAGAAACCGCCCCCUCUCAGAUCCACAAUCAGAAAUGCCAAGAGCAUCCACGACAAGUCCCGUCAGCGGCUCAGCCAGGACACUUACCGCAGGAACAGCCGCCGCUACCUCCAGCAGAAAGGUGGCCGCAAGAAUUCCAAGACCGCUGCCAAGUCCCCACUGAGGGAGAGGAAGAACCAGGACAUUACUCACGAGCAGUCCAGUUCGGAGAGCGAGCUGAAGAAGGAUGCUCCGGUUAUCCCGCCCCGGCCCAGUCCGGAGCUCAUCCUGGAGCGCUGCAGCGACAACACCUGCAAGAGAGUCAGCAUCCACAGGUCGAACUCUGGCUCCUCCAGCUAGCACCGGAAUUCACUAGAAGUUGUGAAACUUACAAUGAAAUCUCUUUUGUUUGUUGCCUAAGUCUGUGGCAGACAAUUCAAAUGCAAGCGUAAAGGCUUGAGGGAGAUAGGCAGGCGGUCAUGGGUAAAGGUUAAUGAAUUGAGAGGAGAAUAAGUCAAGUUAACUUAAAAUAAAUUAUGUAAAAUGAUGUGGGAGGAAAUGUAUUGAAAGGUAUACUUUUAUAAUUUUGAAAUGGUCAAAAAGUCCAGUGAAGUUGAACCGUCUCUCAUGAUGUGCAACACUGUGGCUCAUUGUUUUAAUUGGGCUUUGUUACACAUACAAUACAUAUAUUUUAAUCUUUUUCACAGGAUUUUUUGUAUAACCAGAGAUAUCUUUUAUGUCACUGCAAGUUUAAAAACAUCUUUACUUUGCUACCAUCUUGUUGUCAUAUAGAGAAGAACAAGGUGGCAGACAGCUGUCUAAUUCUAACUUUGCUGCUUCCAUUUAUUUUAGGAACUCAAGUUGACUGAUAAUAUGUGUUGGAUUAUUCAUUUAAGACCAGAUAAUUAAAAAAAAACAGUAUUUAAUAUCUCCAGAAAAAGUUUAAUCAUUAAGUCUUGGUUUAAAACAACUAAAUAAGAGCCCUAUUUGCGAAGCUCUGUAUUUUCUGCCAUCAUGGCCGCUUCAAGCUUCUGCUCACAGCUUAGUGUCUUGACAGUAAACCAGAAAUGACCGCGCUUGUUAAGCUCUACCUGGCAGCUGUUGUUCACACCCGCACUGUAAGAAAAAGAAGCUAUGAAUAGGAUACAUGUCUAGAAAAAGCUAAAUUAGUUUGGUUGCUGUGUUUUAAAAGUAUUUCUACUGAAUACAAUGAUAUGUUCUGUUGGUGACCUCUGUGUAGGAUAUAUAUAUAUAUAUAUAUAUAUAUAUAUAUAUAUAUAUAUAUAUAUAUAUCCAAGCAAAAGAGCUGUCUUGUUAUUUAUUUGCUGAAUAAAUGUUUAUAACAAACA